CCGAGCAUCCUGCACAGAUGCGCACAGUCUCCCACAGUAGCCGCCGCUUCAUCUGCUCCUCCGCUGCAUCCCAAUCAUUCCUCUAUUCACCUCCUCCAUCUCGCUGCUGCAGCGGUCCGGGCUGGAGACAGGGAACUGGCAGUCCGCGGCACAUUGCUGUGCCAACAACAGGAUUUUUAAAGUCUGUCACGACUCCGUGUGCAACGGAGACGCACUAGAUUGAUAAGGAGAUUUUAGUAUAUAUCUUUGAAAUAAUGCAACAACCGAGACUGAAGUCCAUGGGAAAUCUUUAAAGUUUGUGGGAGCUUAGUGUUUUUCAUCUUGUCUGAAAUUUUAAUUCUACUUUAGAUAUUUAAUUUCAUCCAAAUUUCGACCCUUCCGCACCAUCGCCACCGGUGCCACCAAGGGAUGGAUCUCGUCUUGUUCCGUCACCCGGUAGAUCUUUCCAACCGGGGCCAAACGUAAGGACCAGAACCAGUGGAUCGGUGCUUGUGGAGGAUCCAGCCGCGCUUUUCUCUGACCACGUUACCUCUCGGCUCAGAUAAAGUCGGUGAUAGAUGUUGCAGCAGACAUGAGUUUUGGAAACAGAUUUUUGCUCGUUUCACUCUUUCUUGGAAUUGUCCUCACUCGCUUCAGCCACUGCAACCAAGUUGUGCUGCUGGAUACGACGUCUGUGCUUGGAGAGCUCGGAUGGAAGACAUAUCCUAUAAACGGGUGGGAUGCCAUCACAGAGAUGGACGAGCACAACCGACCCAUCCAUACUUUCCAGGUUUGCAAUGUGAUGGAGCCCAACCAGAACAACUGGCUUCGCUCCAACUGGAUCUCUCGACAGGCGGCCCAAAAGAUCUACGUAGAGCUUCGCUUCACCCUGCGCGACUGCAACUCCAUCCCUUGGGUGUCUGGCACCUGCAAGGAGACAUUUAACCUCUUCUACCAUGAGACUGAUGAGGCUCAUGGUGUCAAAUUUAAGCCUGCACAGUACACCAAGAUUGACACCAUUGCCGCCGAUGAGAGCUUUACUCAGAUGGAUCUCGGAGAUCGCAUUCUCAAGCUCAAUACAGAGGUGCGUGAGGUGGGACCCAUGACCAAGAAGGGCUUCUAUCUGGCAUUCCAGGACAUUGGCGCCUGCAUUGCCUUGGUUUCAGUGAGGGUUUACUAUAAGAAAUGUCCGUUCACACUGAGGAACUUGGCCUCGUUUCCAGACACAGUGCCUCGUGUGGACUCAUCCUCACUAGUGGAGGUGAGGGGGGCAUGUAUUGACCAUGCUGAAGAACGGGACACACCCAAACUGUUCUGUGGAGCUGAUGGUGACUGGUUGGUCCCACUGGGAAGAUGCGUCUGCAGCGUUGGGUAUGAGGAGAUUGAUGGCUUGUGCGGUGCAUGCCACCCAGGCUUCUACAAAGCAUUUGCUGGAAACAUCAAGUGUUCAAAGUGCCCUCCGCACAGUUUCAGCUAUGGAGAAGGAGCUGCGAUCUGCCGCUGUGAGAAGGGCUUCUUCAGGGCUGAGAAAGAUCCUCCAACUAUGGCUUGCACACGCCCUCCAUCUCCUCCUCGUAACUUGAUGUUUAACCUUAACGAAUCCUUUCUGACGCUGGAGUGGUCUCCUCCCAGCGACACCGGGGGCCGCCGAGACCUCACGUACAACAUCCAGUGCAAACGCUGUGGCCCGGAGCCCAGCCAGUGCCAGCUUUGUGAGGAGGACCUUCGUUUCCUGCCACGACCAUUAGGCCUGACCAACGCCACUGUCACCGUGAUGGACUUCUCAGCACACGCCAACUACACUUUUGAGAUUGAGUCGCUCAAUGGUGUGUCAGAUAUGAGCUCCUUCCCUCGGCAGGUUGCCAUCAUCACUGUCAGUACUGAUCAGGGCGGUCCAUCUCUGGUGGGGUCUCUGAAGAAGGACUGGGCCUCUCCCAACAGCAUCGCUCUCUCCUGGCAGCAACCCGAACAGACAGCACUACCCAUCCUGGACUACGAGAUCAAAUAUUAUGAGAAGGAACAUGAGCAGUUGAGCUACUCAUCAACACGCACCAAGGCUCCCAGUGUGAUCAUCUCAGGUUUAAAUCCAGCGACCUGGUACGUCUUCAGUGUACGCACCCGCACACCGGCUGGAUACAGCUCCUACUCCCCUAAAUAUGAAUAUGAAACUACAGGAGACUCAUCAGACAUGGCUUCUGACCAAGGCCAGGUGUUGGUCAUCGUCACGGCAGCAGUGGGUGGCUUUACUCUCCUCGUCAUCCUCACCCUCUUCCUCCUCAUCACUGGAAGGUGUCAGUGGUACAUCAAGGCCAAGAUGACCUCAGAGGAUAAAAGGAGGACCAGUUAUCAGAAUGGACACGUCCCUUUCCCUGGGAUAAAGACCUAUGUGGACCCUGACACAUAUGAAGACCCCACACAGGCUGUUCAUGAGUUCACCAAGGAGAUAGACCCAUCCCGCAUCCGCAUCGAGAGGGUAAUCGGAGCAGGAGAGUUCGGCGAGGUGUGCAGCGGUCGCCUCAGAACACCAGGAAAGAAAGAGAUCGCUGUGGCAAUAAAGACACUGAAAGGAGGCUAUGUGGAACGUCAGAGGCGGGAUUUCCUGCGUGAGGCGUCAAUCAUGGGCCAGUUUGACCACCCCAACAUCAUCAGGCUGGAGGGCGUGGUCACAAAAAGCAGACCUGUGAUGAUUGUGGUGGAAUACAUGGAAAAUGGAUCACUGGAUUCAUUUCUAAGGCAACAUGAUGGCCACUUCACUGUCAUCCAGUUGGUUGGCAUGCUGCGUGGCAUCGCCUCGGGCAUGAAGUAUCUGUCAGACAUGGGCUACGUUCACAGAGAUCUGGCAGCUCGAAACAUCCUAGUCAACAGCAACCUGGUGUGCAAAGUGUCAGAUUUCGGCCUGUCCCGAGUCCUGGAGGAUGACCCGGAGGCUGCUUACACCACAACGGGUGGUAAGAUCCCCAUCCGAUGGACGGCACCUGAGGCCAUCUCAUACAGGAAGUUCUCCUCGGCCAGUGAUGCGUGGAGCUAUGGCAUUGUUAUGUGGGAAGUGAUGUCAUAUGGAGAGCGGCCAUAUUGGGAGAUGUCCAAUCAGGAUGUGAUUCUGUCCAUUGAGGAAGGCUACCGGCUACCUGCGCCAAUGGGCUGCCCCGUCGCCCUGCAUCAACUGAUGCUGCACUGCUGGCAGAAGGAGAGGAGUCAUCGGCCCAAAUUCACCGAUGUUGUCUCCUUCUUGGAUAAACUGAUCCGCAAUCCUAGCAGCCUGCUGCCACUGGUGGAGGACAUUCAGAGUUUACCAGAGUCUCCGGGGGAGGAAAUAGACUACCCAAUGUUCAUCUCCAUUGGCGACUGGCUGGACUCCAUCAAGAUGAGUCAGUACAAGAGCAACUUCAUGGCAGCAGGCUACAACACAUUGGAUUCUGUGGCGAGGAUGAGUAUUGAAGAUGUGAGGCGUAUUGGGGUGGAGCUGAUCGGCCACCAGAGGCGGAUCAUCAGCAGCGUACAGACCCUUCGUCUUCAGCUAAUGCACGAACAGGAGAAGGGUUUCCAUGUAUGAGGACACCCUUUAACACAACCUGGGAUGGACAGAUUGAUGGACAAGACGGAAGUGAAGUCUAGACCAUAAUACAGACAGUCUACAGCCUGUGCCUGAGUCUUAACCCGUCAUACAGCCAGUAAAGUCUGUUUAAGGAGGUCAUCGGACAGACUCUCACAGCAGACUGCCCCCUGGUCUCCCUCACAUCAAGUAGUAACAGACUUUUUUCUACUAUACACCCCUUACCCAGUAUACCUGGUUCUGCCAGACUAUUACAAGACAGCCUGAUAGACUUUAAAGACUGGCCCAGGCCCUCACUUAGGGGAAUGUAAUGCCUUGUUGCAGCAGCAGUACUUUGUGUGUGGAGCAAAAAUAUCUAGAGAUGUAGAUUUGCAAACGUAAUUUACUGAAUCUUUUGAUUCUUUUCUUUGUUCUUUUCUCGCUCUGAGUUAUGUGCUCAUGUAGCUGCUAUUGGGUGUGCAAUCGAAAAGUUUUGUCCUUUGAAAAGAUAUCCUCACUAUUUUUUAUUUUGGAGUUUGAUAAUUUAUUACAAAGGUAUUAUUUGCAUUGCUUUAGUUACCCUCUCUCCAGAGAAUCUGGUACACUAAUACUUGAAGAAAGAAGUGUGAAGCAAGUUAUGGAGAUUUCUUGAAUGUUUAAGUGUAUAGACAAUUAAUCAAUAAUUAUUAUCAUAACCUAAUAUCUAUAUAUGUGCAGUCCUGUUUGUGAAAGCCCUAGUAAAUUUGGAUCUUAUUUAAAAUGUUUUAUUUAUUUAAGAUUUUUAUCCAAAUCAGCAAUACAGUAUUAUGCAGUCACCUCAGUAUCUCAGAGAGAGACGAAGAAUUGUGCAAUGAUUGACUUAUAAACAUGAGGCUCACACACCAUCCACCUGUUUUUUACUGUCACAUGCUAAGCUUGUACAACUGGAUCCGUUGCCUUCAGAUGAAUAACCAUACAAGUCUAUUCUGACAGUUUUUAACAGCUAGUGUGGACUCACAGUUGUAUAAUAAGCUCGAGUUAUUUGGAUUGUGAAUGUUAUACGUUGCCUGACAGUACACAACCUCCACUGUCUUAACAUAUGAAUGUUCACAGAACUUAGAUAUAGAUAGGAGAUGUUUGAAAUUGUCUAAAAAUGUAACAUGGACUUAUAUGGUUCUUCAGAUAUAGUUGAAAUCCUUUUGUAUGCAUUCACUGUUUCUUUGGCUGUACACACACUAAUACAGGCAGUGGUUUGACCUUCUGGGACGUCUCAGCUCAUCCAAGAUGUCAGAGCAGGACAGCAUCUGAGACGGAUUUGAGUUAUUCUAGCCCAGUCUGUUCUUACAGUGUGAUCAUGUAAAGGUUGUGGCACAAUAUUUGUGGCAGUAUGGGAAUGAAGUGUACAUAAAUGUAGUCUGAAAUGAAAACUGUUGGAUCUGCAGUAGUUGAUGUCAUGUUGCCAGACAUUUGCCAUUGAAAUCAAUGUUUUUUCUCCAUUCUCUAAGUCAACGGUGAAUAGGCAGUGCUGCAGGAUAUAACUAGUUAGUCGAGGCAGCAGAAGUAGCUAAAACCCGGUCGAUGCAAACCGGUGAGAAAGGCAGUAGUCUUGUGUGUUUAGGACAGAGCCCUCUGGCAGAGAACUUAAAGGGCGGCAGAAAGAAAGUGAACAUAAACAGCAGCAUCACAACUCAUCAUGUGUCACUCUAACAUCAACAGUAACACACACACGCAGACAUACAUACACACAGAAUGCCUUACAGUCCGUUAAUCAGGCAAUACGGAAACACAUUAGAGUAGUUCAUACGUUUCAUUGGAAUCAAGGGACCUAUCCAUUAGAUUAAGUUGUAAUCCAUAUUCAAGAGAACGACCGCCCACUACAGCUAUGUUUUUAUUACAAACAGGCUCGGUGAUAAAUGUUGAAGGCAAACUGGAUCUAGAGAACUGUGACUUUCGGUCACAGUGUAGUUAUGCAUCCAGGCCUUCGGGAGUAGAAAAGGUGCACGCACAAAAUCCAAGCACACACACAUACACGCAUAUAUUUGCACACACCCGCUCACGGUCACCAUCCCUCUACAGGAUAUGGAGAAUAUCAGAUGCUGUUUGUUUAGCAUGUUCUACUGCUGAGCAAUGUUAGAACGUUCUUUUGUACAAAGUACAAGUAUACUUAUAAUUCUUAUUCUUAUUAAUUUUAUUUUUCUAUAAUUUCCAAAGAGAUGUUGUAGAUCUUGCACACUGUAAGAGGCAGUUACAGCGAAUAUUUAUUUGCAAAUAAAGAUGAACAGUUCUGGUGGUUGACUGCUCAUUUCAUAUGGUUUCGAUUUUUAACUUAGGAACAGUGAAGUGAAUCAAAGCAGAGAUGAUUCAAAUGAAGACUAUCUUACAUC
This is a messenger RNA of Thunnus maccoyii (southern bluefin tuna), 5874 nucleotides long. Its product is annotated as ephrin type-A receptor 6-like. The transcript is spliced from 17 exons. Gene Ontology annotation, molecular function: protein binding; transmembrane-ephrin receptor activity; ATP binding. Gene Ontology annotation, cellular component: plasma membrane; neuron projection. The record is from RefSeq and is a predicted model, not a curated record. Lineage: Eukaryota; Metazoa; Chordata; Actinopteri; Scombriformes; Scombridae. Bases 572 to 3532 code for a protein of 986 amino acids. Gene Ontology annotation, biological process: axon guidance; cell surface receptor protein tyrosine kinase signaling pathway; protein phosphorylation.